CCCAGCCCUUUAAAAGCAGCCAUCCCCACCAACCCCACCUUCCCCCUCUCUUCCUCUUGCUCUCUCUCGUCUCCAAGAUCGAAGCUCCCUUCAAGCCUUCAUCUUCCCCCUGGAUCAAUCCUAUCCAGUUCCCUCGUUGAAGCAUGAGCGGAAAGGUUGUUUCCUCAACCUACCGAAGUAUCAUCGAUGAGGUCGUUACCCAUUGCCGAUCCGAAUUCGAUGAGAUGGGCAUAGAGCAAGCCGUGCUCGAUGCCCUUCAGGCUUCUUGGGAAACCAAACUUGCCAACACUCGUGUCACCGACUUUUCUGCGGACGCACGACUGGGUCCAAUACAGGCCUCUCUGGGCCCGGCCUUACCAAGACCUGAAGAAUCUGCCAGGGAUGAACCUGAUGGGCCAUCCUCGACGUCAGACGUUAAACCUCAGACUGGGUCAACACCAAGUAAAAGGACUGAAAAGAUGGACGCCGAUACCGACGAAAUCAAUUCAGAUCUCGAUGAUUCUGAGGAUGAUGUCGACGCUGCUGAGGGCGAAGAUGCAGAAAACGGUGGAGGUGGACCUAGUAACAACAAUCCUGGUGAUCUGGUCAUCGCACUGUAUGAUAAGGUUCAGCGUGUGAAGAACAAAUGGAAAAUCACCUUGAAGGAUGGAAUCGUUUCAGUACAGGGGAAGGACUACUUGUUUCACAAAUGUAACGGUGAAUUUGAAUGGUAGACCCAACUUGCUCGUCAACCUCAUGAAUCGGAUAAGAGAUCAGCAGGGGAGAAUAUCUACAUCUACAUACACCAAUAGAGCUUUCUUUUCUUUUUUUGCUUCGUUUCUCUGCGCAAAAUGUACUUACUACCCCCCCCCCCUCUCACCUCUUCCUUUCCCCUUAUAUAGCUUGAUUAUCUGAAUUAGUUUUUC
Molecule: messenger RNA, 905 nt
Organism: Puccinia graminis f. sp. tritici CRL 75-36-700-3
Lineage: Eukaryota; Fungi; Basidiomycota; Pucciniomycetes; Pucciniales; Pucciniaceae
Exons: 6
Coding region: 144-713 (189 amino acids)
Biological process (GO): transcription by RNA polymerase II; transcription initiation at RNA polymerase II promoter
Cellular component (GO): transcription factor TFIIA complex
Source: RefSeq, a predicted model, not a curated record